GAACCGCGUUUACCGACCAAGGUGCUUCGUGCACGCGAAAUGAAAUGGCGUGAUAUGUGCAGUCACUGGGAAUAUUGGGCAAUAAAGAACCGUUUCAAACUUCGCGAACGUUGUCGUAAGGGCAUUCCGGACUCGAUGCGUUGUGAAGCCUGGCAGCGUCUUUGUUCCAGUCCGAUGGUUUUGGUUCCGCGAGUCAAAGUGGUUACAGACACCUCUCAGGACACGCGUAAACAGAAUGUUCUCAAAGAAUUUUUCGGCACCCUAUCUCGCAAUGCAAAUUCCAAAAGUUUGCCAACAGUGAUCACCACAUCGCCCAGUUUCCGAAUAAAACGAGGCAAGGCAGAUGCCAGAAAUACCGGUGCAUUGGCCAUACCGCCUCUUCCAUUCCCUGGUUCUGAGGCCAAUAGUCGUUCCGCUUCACCCGGUCCUAGUUAUCCCUCUCUACGGAUGGAUCAGUCAUCCGGCCCUAUUCCCGACGCGGGAGAUAUGGAUCUUCAAGUACCUAAUCCUUCCGCCGCAUCCGAAGCGGACACAAGCAGCGUUCUAUUCUCCUGGUCGCAUACAAAUGCCAACGGCGAUUCCGGUCCGGUAGGCAGUGGGCGACAUCGAGCAAAUGUUGUCAGUGGUAGUUUUCAUAAUUUGAUGUACACAGGGUGUACAAUGGAUCCUGUCGGAUCACCCUCACACUUGGGAACAUUUUCCACAUACACGACUGCCGUUUCAGUCCACGAGAAUUCAUGCUCCCCGAUUCCCCCAAUCGAUCUGACUGCAGCCGAGUCAGAUCAAACUGCUGUGGCUAGCAGCUCCGGUGGUUAUGCUAGUUUAAGCACCAACAGUGGAACGGACAGCGUCAGUAUUCGGCGCAGUACACGUAAAGCAGUUCCUCCCGGCAAUGUAUCCACCGAUUCAUGUGCUUCCUCCUUGACCUCCUCCUCAGUUGCCUCCUCACUGUCUAUUCUGUGGCAUCCUACACACUCGACCGAGUUGCCCAUCAGUCUUCAUCAAUCCACCGCGGAUAUUGAGGAUGCUCGAGCCACUCUCGUACCCACAGGUGAUCCAGACCCGGUCGAACUGUACACAUAUUAUUGCUCACAAGAAGGCACACAGGCGAACUGUGAUCAGAUUCGGCGGGAUAUUGACCGCCAAUUCCCGUUUCAUGAAUUGUUCAGUCAGAAAGGAGGCCAUGGACAGGAAAGUCUGUAUGCAAUCCUUAAAGCGUAUACCAUACGACACGCUGAUAAAGGAUAUUGUCAGGGACAGGCACCUCUAGCCGCAGUACUUUUGAUGUUCAUGCCCGAGGUGGAUGCGUUUUGGACAUUCAAUGAAGUCUGCGAACGAUACCUGGAGGCAUAUUACGACGAUGGUCUGGAGCGAAUUCAGAUCGAUGGUGAAAUUCUCUAUGCCCUGCUAAAACGUAUCCAUCCGCCGAUUUAUAAGCUACUGGUAAGUCACCCAGCUUCUCACCUGGUUGAUGUCCUCACUCCAAUCCGCGCUCUCAUGAACACACGCACACAGGUCUAUCCGGUAUCUUGA
This is a messenger RNA of Echinostoma caproni, 1533 nucleotides long. NCBI's taxonomy places the organism in Eukaryota, Metazoa, Platyhelminthes, Trematoda, Plagiorchiida, Echinostomatidae. The record is from the annotation of a GenBank genome assembly.